AUGUCUGAACAGCCCUCAUUCGUGGCGAGCCUCUUGGCGGGAGGCAUGGCAGGCACAGCUGUAGACGUGGCCCUGUACCCGUUAGACACAAUCAAGACGAGGCUGCAGUCUCCCGAAGGCUUUGUCAAAUCGGGUGGUCUACGCGGGGUGUACAACGGUCUUAGCGCUGCGGCGGUGGGCUCUGCUCCAGGAGCGGCUCUAUUCUUUAGUUCGUACGAGGCUGCCAAGCACGCGCUGGACCCGGACUCUCCGCUAGCACACAUGGCAGCAGCCUCGGUGGCCGAAACGAUGGCGUGCCUCGUGCGAGUACCGACGGAAAACGUCAAGCAGAAGAUGCAGGCGGGGCUGCACGGUACGGCGACAGAGACCAUGAACGCCAUCUUGAAGAACAGCGGGAUGAUGGGGUUCUACACGGGCUACCUCACCACGGUGGUUCGCGAGAUCCCUUUCUCUUUCAUCCAGUUCCCGAUCUACGAAGGGCUUAAGGCGGCCUGGGCGAAGCGGAGAGGUGGCCCGCUGGAGCCGUACGAGGCGGCGGGGUGUGGGUCUGUGUCGGGGGCUUUCGCAGCGGCGGUCACCACACCCAUGGACGUGGUCAAGACCAGACUCAUGCUCGGGACGGACAAGCAUGGCGAGACCUACCGAGGCCUGGGGGACACGUUUCGACGGGUCUACACGGAAGAGGGGGCGGCGGCUCUAAUGUCCGGGGUGACGCCAAGGGUUACCUGGAUAGGCAUCGGCGGGUUCGUGUUCUUCGGCGUGUACGAGGGCGCCAAGACAUGGCUCAUGGGUUUGGGAGCUUGAAAAGCCUCCUCAGCGAAAUGAUGAGGAGAAGGCUUCCUGCCCAUGCCACACACGAGAGCCUCAACGGCGGCGCUGGUUCCCUUGGGAACGUUGAAGCUCACGUACGCCCCAGCAGGUCCUUCCUAACACGGAAAGUGUGGCUGGGACUGUACAGGGGACUUGGAAAUCGUGAAGUAGGGGAUAACGGCAGUGGUGGUGGUCUGUAGAAGGCCGCACAGCGGCACAGGGGUCUAGCCGGCCUUGUAAUACCCGGCACCCGGUACGCUAUUCCGAGCAUAUAAGACAACUUGAAUUUUCCGUCCGGGCUGCGCGAUUCACACGCCUUCUACAGGGCGUCCGUUCUUAUUUUGGCGGUCCUAUACACAGGGACCUGUACCGAGGGGGCAUUUGAAACCCCACGGCUUCUUGCACAAGUCGAGGGUAUUGACUGCGACCGCACGGGUUGGGAUGUCGCGUGCGCGUUAGAACACUUUUUUGGUGCGUUUGGUACUUGCCAUGGGCGCGUGUUUCGACGAAGAAGUCGUCUUGCCACGUCAUCGCUCAACCUACCCGCACGCGGGUCUCUGGUUUAUUUUGUCGUGCUGUAAGCGUUUUGCGGCCACGUACCACCGCCUGUCGGGAGGCCGCUUCCGACAGCGGAGGGUGCACCGUUGGUUGAUGUCUGUACAGGAGUCGUCACGUGGAAACGUCAGACUAGCAUGUACAUGCUGGAAGAGAACGGGAUCAUUAAGGGGUGUUUUUUUUACUGUUCCUCCCCCAGGCUCACGGAAUGGGAUGCUAAUUGUUUUUCGGAAUAAUUAUGGGCUCGUUCUGUUGGCUCAAUGAAGGGUUACGUUUGGUGGGAGCAAAGCUGUACGGCACGGCGAUGGGGCCUCGGCCCGCGUAGCACGUUGAAGAUAUAUUAUACUUGUAUAUUUUCCCACUACAAAUCAGUGUCCUCCGGUGUUUUGCGAUAUGGUAUGUGCCCUUGUACCACCGAGGUCGUCAGUGGUUUUCGUUCGCGAUGCAGAACGCGCCACCCAUAGCUGUGGCUGAGAGGGUUUUAUUUUUUUGAGAGUUGAUGGACUUGGAACUCGCCCGACGCAAAAGUCUAUAUACCUCUGUUGGGUGUCCUCACGGAGGAGCGACGGUUGCUGCCCUAAACAAGAGGUCUUGGGGCGAUGUUUGGAAAAGGUGUGGAUUUUAACGAUUGCAAGCGGGUGGCGGUGGCACCUUUCCAAGUGACGAACAAUGAGUGUUUAUUGUAGCGAUGGUGCCAAAACUGCAAGUCGUUUGCGUGCGUUCAAACCCAGCGUGUAGGGCAAAAGUUUUGGAAUUUUAUGUUGUAGUAGGCGGGGGGCUUGUCCUACGCCAGGUAGGUAGGUUUGGCGGUAGCUAGAGUACGGUGUGGACCAGGCAUCAGCAACAGAAGUCCCUCUAGGUCGGCAGGCGACUCAACCCUCUCUCUUUUCUUACCGCAGAAUUUACUCCGGCGAAUCGCGUUUACUUGAUGGUACCUCUGGUUGUCGCUGAGAACAUCACUCCAUUGGCAAUUUUCAUCGAUGGAAGAGCUUGGGUAGUUUAGCGUGCUUGGUGCCGCUCAACACGCACAUUAAUGCUGGCGUUGAACCAAGAAUUUUUGUAAGCUGUCUCUUUCCCUUUAGUUCACUUUUUUUAGUACGGUGUAUAUUUCCUUUUGGUUUUCAGUUGUUGUCUGAUGGAAUGGUAUAUUGUAUGCAUCCAUACCCGGUUGUCGUUGUGUGUGUGGAUGUUGUUUUUUUCGGCGUCAUGGGAAAGCAUGGUGUUGGGUAAGUAGCUGUAGGUGAACACCCUCUUCCCUUUUCAUGCUGGGAAGUUUUUUAAGCAACUGUAGACCGGAUGGAAGGGUGUGUGUGUGUUUCUGUACUAUUAUUAGUCAGCGUCGGCCGCGCGAACCGGAUGACCAAUGAAUAGACGGAAAAGAA
Ectocarpus siliculosus is the source of this 2747-nucleotide messenger RNA. The record is from the annotation of a GenBank genome assembly. NCBI's taxonomy places the organism in Eukaryota, Phaeophyceae, Ectocarpales, Ectocarpaceae.